CUGGGAAGGAGAUGUUCAGUACGAGAAACACUCCUCUACACUCUUGCGCUCCGAUAACAAGGACCAGAAAAUGUCACCCAUGCCCUCAUGCAUCGGAUUCGCAUCGGCAUUUGCCAUGAAGGAUGCCGGCCGCCCUCGACUGCGGCGAAUCAUGCUGCCACAGCUCAGCCACCGAGUCCAGAACACACCACGCUGGCCGCCUCCAAGGUACAUCGCCUGAUGUACGCCCUCACUCAGCCUCCGCGUCUUCAUCACAAUGUCUCUUUUGCAUCCCAGCAUCGCACUCACUCAACUGUGCUAUCUGGGGCUUCUGCCAUCAUCUACACUCCAAGAUGCGGUUGUUGAACGUGUCUACACUGGAGCUGAAGGAGUUCGGCGAGAGCAGCAUCCCACCUUAUUACAUCGCGUCUCACCGCUGGACAUCAGAUGAAACGACAUACAAAGAUGUGAAGAAGCGACGCAACACCACCUCAACUGGACAUCGGAAACUCCAAAGCUUCUGCGACUUCAUCCAGCGGACAAAUGUUCCAACGACGCGAGCCAUGACCACUCUCGGCAUUGAGCGAAGUUGCCAGUGGCUCUGGAUCGACACCGCGUGCAUGGACAAGAGCAGCAGUGCCGAUCUGUCUGAAUGCAUCAACUCCAUGUUCCAUUACUACGCAGAUUCUCAGAUUUGCUACGCCUAUUUGCACGACGUUGGACCUCUGAAGAACCACGAGAGCGCCAUCAUGGACUUUGUGCAAAGCGAGUGGUUCCGUAGAGGCUGGACGCUACAGGAACUGCUUGCCCCGCGUAAAGUAGUCUUCCUCAAUCGGGAUUGGGAGAUCUUCGGCCAUAAGUGUCAGCUGCACAAAUGCGACUUGAGCUGUCAAGGCUUCGGCACCUGCUUGAACGCCAAGAUCGAAAAGAUUACAAGUAUCAGUCUGAACUAUCUCUCGCGUCAAUGGAUGCCUAGCUAUCUUCGUCUCAUGGAAUCCGUGCAAGUCUGGAUGCAAAACAGGAAAACGGAACGUAUCGAAGAUCAAGCGUACUGCCUACUGGGACUUCUCGGCAUCAAUCUUGCUCCCAUCUACGGCGAGCGUGAGAAUGCUCAGCUACGUCUGCGAGAAGAAUUCAACAAGCGGUCGAGGAGACUUCCCGCGCCUGUAAUGCGACCCUUGGGGCAGACCGGUGCUUCGCCCAGCGGUCACAGCAUCUAUGAUCCCGCCGCAUAUGAGCCUGCCGGACUAUACGCUGGCCUGUCAGCACUCGAAGCAAGAUAUCCGGGUAUCAGUAAUGAUGUUUGGUCAGCUGAUGCCAAAGCGAUUCAAUAUUCGAAUAUCGUCGUCUCCCAAUCGCAGAUUACGAGCCAGAGAACCAAAAGUGAAUCAAACCGUGCCCGGCAUAAAAGCCAUGGCCCAAAUCUGGUCGGUCCCAUCAGCCUCGACGACGCACCGAAGCUUCCUGUGGGACGUCUCUCGGGACCAACCCGAGACGUCAGUAGAACGUAUUCGGUGUCAGCGAGACGAUUUCGCAGCGACACGAGCGAUUGCAGCACAAUCGCUGUGCCAGAUCUGGGUCCACUUCCUCCAGUUCCAGGGCUGCCAACACCGAUCCCAAACGAGGGUGAAGGUUCUACGAGUCCAUUCGUGAGCGCGUCGGGCAGGCCUAAGACUGCUACUGGAAGCUUGACUCCUCCCAGUGGCGCCAUUGAAGGAAGUAAAACGCUCACGCAUGCGCUGCAAAACGCAAUGGAAGCUGUAGUCGCUCGCUCGCAGAGCACUCGGACCGGACUGCGGGAAGAGCGUUUGCGAAAGAUCACUGAAGCGAUGAACGCCCAGCCGCGGAUCAACGACUCUGACUUGUCACUGCUGGUUACCAAGCAGAUCGAGGAAGAACCGGGUACGCCUACAGGUGAACGACAAGAUGAGGAAGCUGCGGGAGAAGAGGAUGACGAUGGCGGGAAAGAUUCUGCUGUUGGAAGGGAUUCUCUUCCGCAACUGAGCUUUGAGUUGGAAGCUCCCGAAGAAUUGCAUACGCACUUUACUGACGCGACAGAAGAAGACUCAGAUCGGCUGCGCGAGCCAGAGACCAUUUUGCUUCCGGACUCCGACAUCGAAAGCGAACCAGACACGACAGAGCUUAUGAAAGCAGCCAACACUGAUCUCAUUGAAGACUUUGCCGAGGAACUGCGCAUAGCCGACGAUCAUGAAGCUAGUCUGAAUCGUCUGGAGAGCGAAAUGGAAGACGUUGCAGGAAGUCUUCUCCCUCAUGCCAACGUGCAAGAGAGGUAUGAUAAGCCGGGCGAGCGAGAUUCUCUCGCGCAAUUCGAGAUCGAAAUGGAUGCUUUUGCGAAAGAGCUGUUCCCGGUGUUGGAGUUUGAAGGUGAUGUUCGAAGUGAUGUGGUACUUGAAGAGUGGUUAUAG
Cercospora beticola is the source of this 2405-nucleotide messenger RNA. RefSeq lists its product as uncharacterized. NCBI's taxonomy places the organism in Eukaryota, Fungi, Ascomycota, Dothideomycetes, Mycosphaerellales, Mycosphaerellaceae. The record is from RefSeq and is a predicted model, not a curated record.